CUCUCCUGUUCGCCGAUAGGGGGCGACGAAGAGCUCAGUACAUGACGUCCAUCUUCUCCACAGCGGAGCAUGUAGCAGCCACUUAGCACGCUAAUUAGCCGCCUUUUUCCAUUAAAGACGUUGACGCGCCCCUGUAGUAUCGCCGACAUCUAUGGCAUUUACGCCUUAAAUACUACCCCGUUCGAUGGCGUUUAAUGGCCACUGCCGCGACGACGACACCGCCGACGAUAACGGAACGCCCUCGAAGCAGCCGCGCUCCGCAGGAGACGAGCUCAGCUACUCCCGCGACGAUGAGGCGGCUGGACCCGCUUCCAGAGCGGCAGCUGACCGCCGGACCUCCAACGCGACAGCGAGGCAUCGGGCUGACUCGGUGAAGAAAGCAAGGCCGCCCUUCCCGUGGUUUGGAAUGGACAUCGGUGGCACCUUGGUGAAACUGGUAUAUUUUGAGCCCAAAGACAUCACUGCUGAGGAGGAGCAGGAGGAGGUGGAGAACCUGAAGAGCAUCAGGCGCUACUUGACCUCCAACAUUGCCUAUGGCACCACUGGCAUCAGGGACGUCCACUUGGAACUGCAAGACUUGACCCUGUGCGGCCGGACGGGCAACAUGCACUUCAUCCGCUUCCCCACCCACGACCUGCCAGUCUUCCUGCAGAUGGUCCGCAGCAAGCACUUCUCCAGUCUCCACACCACGUUGUGUGCCACGGGUGGAGGAGCGUACAAGUUUGAGCCUGAUUUUCGAUCUAUGGCAGACCUGGAGCUCCACAAGCUGGACGAGCUGGACUGCCUGAUCCGAGGAGUGCUGUAUAUUGACUCGGUGGUGUCCAGCGGUUUGUCCGAGUGCUACUACUUUGAGAACCCGUCCGAUCCAGACCACUGUAUCCAGAGGCCUUACACACUGGAGAACCCCUACCCCCUGCUGCUGGUCAACAUUGGAUCUGGGGUCAGCAUCUUGGCUGUUUAUUCCGAGAACAACUACAAACGAGUGACUGGGACCAGUCUCGGAGGAGGGACCUUCCUGGGCCUGUCUUGUCUCUUGACUGGUUGCUCCACUUUUGAGGAAGCGCUGGAGUUGGCCUCUAAGGGCGAGAGCACCCGUGUGGACAAGCUCGUGAAGGACAUCUACGGAGGAGACUACGAGCGCUUCGGCCUGCCGGGAUGGGCUGUUGCUUCUAGUUUUGGAAACAUGAUGUCCAAAGAGAAGCGGGAGUCUGUGUCCAAAGAGGAUCUUGCCAGAGCUACUCUGGUCACUAUCACUAACAACAUUGGCUCAAUCACCCGGAUGUGUGCGCUUAAUGAGAAAAUUGAGCGAGUGGUGUUUGUGGGAAACUUCCUCAGAGUGAACACUCUCGCCAUGAAGCUGCUCGCGUACGCCAUGGACUACUGGUCCAAAGGUCAACUCAAAGCCCUCUUUCUGAACCAUGAAGGUUACUUUGGCGCAGUUGGAGCCCUGCUGGAGCUGCUGCAUCCUUCCUAACCAGUCCAAAGAAACGCAGCGAAUCUUUUGCACUUUAGGCUGUUGCAAGUCCAUUCCAUGGCGGGUCGGUUCUGUGCACCCGCCACUGUUUAUGGUCCUGUUAUCCGGUAGAAUUUGUUAGUAUGUGAUGCGUUACACAAUUCAUGAGGUCACCGUAGUUGCCUGCGACAGACGGCACGUAGCCCUUAAAAACAACCAGUUUAUUUAUGGGCAUUGCUCGUGCUGAACAGAGUUAGUUAAGUGUGUAGAACUGUGCCUAAUACAACACAGUGGACCCAGGAGGAGGGAUGUGGGUCAAAGAUUUGCUGAGUACAGGCAGGAUUAUUGCAAACGACAAUGAAGUACAUUUCAUCAAGACAUAAUGAGAAAAUAUUUUGGAUUUUAGUCCUCCAUCUUUUUGGUCACAAAGGUAAUGCAGUGAGAGAUUUUGGCUCAAAGCAAGUGAUUUACAUCAUCAUGAUCUAUAUCAGCUGCUGUAAUCUGGUCACCUUCACACUUGACUCAAUGUUUGAAACUGUUACCAUCUAAUUUAAUCAUUCAGAACUUGAAAUAGGUGUAGUUUAGAGUUUAGUUUGAGAGCAAGAGUGUGUCGGUUCUCUGUUUUUUCCAUUCUUACGUGUUGUUUUUUUUUCUACCAUUACUUUGUAACUGUGAAGAUUCAUAACACAACUAUUCUUGAAAUCCAUCUUUUGUUCUUAUGCUAUGUCUAUUGCUUAACAGGCAAUUGGCUGUAAAAUUCACUCGUGACAUUUGUGUCUCUGCAACUGUGAUCUAUUUACAUCCGUCUCAAUGCCGCUAGAAACCAAAAAGCUUUCAGGACACCAUGUAAAACAUGGUCACACAAUGGAAACCAAACAGAGUGCCUCACUUGUGUAGAAGUAGAUUGGGUUCACUUUAAACUCGGGGACAAUCACAUGAUGGCUUUGUACUUUUUUUGUACUACUUCCAUUUCAUUUUUCAAGGACAACUUUGUUCAAUAAAGCUG
Molecule: messenger RNA, 2459 nt
Organism: Synchiropus splendidus (mandarinfish)
Lineage: Eukaryota; Metazoa; Chordata; Actinopteri; Syngnathiformes; Callionymidae
Gene: pank2
Product: pantothenate kinase 2
Exons: 7
Coding region: 185-1474 (429 amino acids)
Biological process (GO): coenzyme A biosynthetic process
Cellular component (GO): nucleus; cytosol
Molecular function (GO): ATP binding; pantothenate kinase activity
Source: RefSeq, a predicted model, not a curated record